Messenger RNA from Phymastichus coffea, 1405 nucleotides. Its product is annotated as glyoxylate reductase/hydroxypyruvate reductase-like. Lineage: Eukaryota; Metazoa; Arthropoda; Insecta; Hymenoptera; Eulophidae. The transcript has 4 exons. The coding region runs from base 222 to 1319 and encodes 365 amino acids. Gene Ontology annotation, cellular component: cytosol. The record is from RefSeq and is a predicted model, not a curated record. Gene Ontology annotation, molecular function: glyoxylate reductase (NADPH) activity; hydroxypyruvate reductase (NADH) activity; NAD binding.
UGGUCGUAACAGACAAGCAUAAAGGUCGAACGUCAUUUCGCUUAACUACUAGAGUAUAGUUCGUUAUUAUUAUCACAUGAACCAAAAAAACUAGGAUUUUAAAAGUGACUAUGCGAAAAUACAGCUUGGCAGCCGACGAAAUAGUUACACCACGGUGCAGCUUGCAGUGCGCAAGCCGCAUUUAGCCGUUACAAGUUAUCAGCUGAUGUGGGAAACGCAACAUGUUUUUAGUUAGCGUAAGCCGGCUCGCUUGCGGCUCGAUCCGUCUCUUUGCUCGCUCGUUAAUAACAUCCAAAAACAUCAAUCAAGUCAAGUACUUCGCGCAAAUUGCACACGCCAACAUGGUUAGGCCGAAAGUAUUGGUAACACGCGUCGACGUUCCUGAGGCUGGAUUGAAAUUGCUCAGAGAAGAGUUCAAUCUUGACAUUUGGGAGCAAGAAGUGCCCAUUCCCAGAUCAGAGCUUAUAUCAAGAAUAAAGGAUGUUGAUGCUCUCUAUUGUCUUUUAACAGAUAAAAUUGAUGAUCAAGUCUUGGAAGCAGCUGGUAAAAAAUUGAAAGUCGUUGCUACAAUGUCUGUAGGAGUGGAUCACUUAGAUCUAAAAGCUUUAAAAGCUAGAAACAUUCCAGUCGGAUAUACUCCUGGAGUUUUAACCGAUGCUACUGCAGAGUUGGCAAUCGCUCUAUUGUUAGCUACAUCAAGAAGAUUAAUCGAGGCUAAUAAAGCAAUCUACAAAGGUGAGUGGAAAGCCUGGUCCCCAUCUUUUAUGACUGGACCAAAACUUUCUGGCUCAAACGUGGGAAUUGUAGGUCUAGGGAGGAUAGGUUUUAGACUAGCUGAGUAUUUGAAAAGUUUUGGAGUUGCCAAUAUAUUUUACACUAGUCGCACUGAAAAGCCAAAUGCGACGAAAAUUGAACUGAAGAAAGUUGAGCUUGAUAAUCUGCUGAGAGAGAGUGACUUUGUCAUAAUUACAAUUGCAUUGACACCAGAAACAAGAGAGAUGUUCAAAACAGAAACUUUUAAAAAAAUGAAGAAAAGCUCUAUUUUAAUAAACAUUAGCAGGGGAGAAGUAGUACAUCAACCUUCAUUGAUAACAGCCUUGAAGAAUGGUACUAUCAGAGCUGCUGGAUUAGAUGUCAUGACUCCUGAACCAAUACCUCUUGAUAGCGAGUUAUUGAAACUGGAUAAUUGUAUUGUUAUUCCACAUUUAGGAAGUGCUGCUACAGAAACUCGUAACGAGAUGGCUGUAAUGACUGCUAAAAAUAUAAUUGCUGUUCUUCACAAUAAACCUGAACAAAUGCCAGCUUCCUUUCAAUUCUAAAUAUGUUGAGCAGAUAAAUUGUUAUAUUAUGAUAUUAUAAAAUAAAUUUUUUAUUUUUCUAAAUGACUGAGUAAAUAAAUACUGAG